Pocillopora meandrina is the source of this 7235-nucleotide messenger RNA. The record is from the annotation of a GenBank genome assembly. NCBI's taxonomy places the organism in Eukaryota, Metazoa, Cnidaria, Anthozoa, Scleractinia, Pocilloporidae.
AUGUCUCAAGUGAUGGCACCAAAAAGCGGUUACAUGAAAAUCUCUGGUGAUAAAGAUGAAAAAGUCAGUUUUGUAUCUUCACUUUUUUUCCGUUGGAUGAACGAAGUCCUUAAAAAGGGUAGUCAAAGACCUUUGGAUCAAAAUGACUUCUUACCCUUGUCAGACGAGAACUCGGGCCGUUUUGUCACCGACAAGCUUAAAAAAAUCUGGGAAAGCGAGAAACAUCAUUGCAAGAUGAAUGGGAAAAGGCCCAAACUUUGGAAAAGCGUGUUUUAUAUGCCUUCUGCCAAAGAUGUUAUCACCAUUUUGAUGGGGAAUAUAUUGUGCACAACUUCUCGCCUUCUCUUUCCACUGUUCCUCGGGUAUCUUGUUUCUAAGCUUAUGUCGACUGAGGCAGAGAAUACUUAUCGGCUCUACGCCUGCGCAUUAGCUAUGUGUCUCAAUGGUUUGAUCGGUGGUCUUGGUAUGCACCAGGAUAGCUACAGAUGUGAAAUAUUGGGGAUCAAAAUAGGAAGCGCCCUGAGGGGAAUGGUGUACCACAAGGUAGGCACGAUCCUAAAGAGUAUUCUAUGCACCUGUCAUAGGCUCAACUCAUUUUUCUAAUACCCUAAACACCCCAAACUAAGCCGAAAAAACACCUUUAUCUAUCCGACCCAGAAAUAAUUUUUCCAGAAAUGUGAUCGAUUGUAAUCAGCUUAUGCCAUAUGGAGACCCUGAAGGAGAGGGUAAUUGAAAAUCAUCGCUGGUGCUUCUGCGAGAGCAAGCAAUCCCGCUCACCAACAAAAAAAUCGAAGAAACAAACAGUUAUUUAGCCUGCAGUUAACGGGGAAGUAGGUUACAGAAACCAUAACGCAUAAGGCCACGCUUCUUAGUGAGAUUCAAAAUGGCGCCUUAGCUGUCGCUCUUUUUCACAUUUAAAGAUAAUUUGGUAAAGGUUUGUUUACUCUCGUCUCGAAACGCAGGAACGGAUGUCUUUAUUCCGUAGAUUAAAAUCAUAUGGUUUAUGGAACAUACUUCUCUAAUGUCUAAUCUGUACUCUCUUUCAGACACUUCUACUCAGCAAGCAGACGUUACUGAAAUUCACUGCAGGACGUUUACUCGACCUGAUAUCCAAUGAUGUUAAAAGAAUGGAAGAAGAGACAGUCAAGUUUUUUGUCUCAGCCGUUUUCGCAGUCCUUGCUUAUGUAGGGGCAAUAUUCCUUAUCUACAAUUUGAUUGGCUGGCAGGCUGUUAUGGGUGUGUUCCUUCUGUGUGUUCUUAUGCCGUACUUUGCCGUUUUGUCCUAUGCUAAUGCUAAGCUGCGCUUGUGCACAGCUACAGUGUCCGAUCAGCGAAUCUCCCUCACGAAUCAAGUAGUUUCCGGGAUCCGCGCGGUCAAAACGCAUGCGUGGGAGGAGGAAUAUAGACGAAAGAUAAAACAUAUAAGAAGGUAAGGUAAAUUGUCAGUUUUUAUCAGAAGUGGGCUAAAACAACUAUCUUUAUUCAUCCCCUUGAUUGUUGAACUAAAUUAUUCAAAAUCCACAAAUAUGUUUUGUCUCCACUGAGAGCUUUAUUAGCUAAGCAGUUCAAACAAAAAAAAGUGUCUCAUGUAACCCAUUUCAUAACUAUAGGACUAGCCGGUCAGUUAAUAAAUAUCAGUAUCUACUAAGUAGAAAGUGUUGAAAGUGCACUCUGAUUGGCUACUCAAACUCCGAAUAUCCUUUGCAAUUCAUCUUCGAGCGACUCGUUCGGGAUUUGCACCCGAAAAUAUUGUAAUCGUUUUUACUUCAGUGUCGGUGAAAAAGGGUGGUUAUCACCUCCACUUCGGAGCAUAAUUGUUCGUUAUCAUAGGUAGAACAUCUCAUUGAGUCUAACUUGACUUCAGUUGGUAUUAUUUCUCAUACGCUGUCGUGGGUUCGCAAAAGACGCACUUUCACAAAGAAGUGAACGAUGAGGAAUGGUGCACUUGUUGCCCGCUCGCCUCCUCUAUACUUCAAAUUAGAGAGAACACAGAGGACGAAUUGGUUCGACAGAAUGCCCACAUAACUGAUGAACAACUUUUAUCUGCAGAAAUGAAAUCAGCGUCAUUUCGAAGAGGACAGCCAUUCAGUCAAGUAUUGAUGCCUUGUUAUACAGUGCAACGCCACUGGCCACUCUGGUGUCAGUAAUUAUUAUGGUGCUUACAGGCCAGACCCUCACGCCCGCGAAUGUUUUCAUGCUGCUGUCGUUUAUGGGUGUUUUAAAAUUUAGUGGUAUGUUGAAUAUGACAUCAGGUUUAAUGGUAACGUAUGACGCCUACGUUUCGCUCGGAAGAAUCGAAGAAUUCCUUCUUUUAGAAAAUCUGUUACAAGCCUCGGAGAGUGAUGCAAGCAACGAGCCUCAACAAAAAGCGAAAAGUGCCGCAACUUACCUAAGUCGCAGUUACUUGAAAAAAGAAGAGGAAAAUACGGAGAAAGUUUCCCUGUCUCGUGAAUCAAGAGAAUUAGGGCCUACUAUAUUAUGUGUGUCAAAUUUAAGCUACGCAAAAAUGCAUCAUGAAGAUGAAUUUAUUCUUGAGGAUAUCAACUUCUUUGCACCUUCAAAGAGUUUAACAGUCAUCACCGGACCGGUUGGAAGUGGUAAGUCUACUCUGCUCUCAGCGAUCGCUGGUGAAAUUUGGAACACCAGUGGGACGAUUGAUUAUCAAGGCUCUGUCAUUUACUUGCCUCAGACUGCUUGGGUGUUCUCGGGAACGAUAAAAGAAAACAUUCUGUUUGGUCAACCCUGCAAGGAGUCCAAGUACGAAAGAAUAAUCGACGUCUGCGCUCUGAAAGAAGACUUUCAGCGGUUACCUGAUGGUGACCAAACAGUCGUUGGAGAACGCGGAGAGGUUCUGAGUGGAGGACAACAGGCGAGAGUAAGUUUAGCUCGUGCAGUUUAUUCUGACGGAGAUAUUUAUCUAUUGGAUGAUCCAUUGAGUGCUGUCGAUGUUAAAGUUGGCCAACACAUCUUUAACAAGUGCUUCAAAGAUCUACUGGGCGAUAAAAUCGUUCUGUUUGCCUCUCAUCAGCAACAGCACAUGGAAAAUGCUGACGAAGUAAUUGUGUUGUACAAAGGGCGUGUCCUCGACAAGGGACGCUUUACUGAGCUGCACGAAAAAGGUGUAAUCAAUUCAACUGUUGACCCGCUCUAUAAAGCAGCUCUGAAGGACAAAACGGACUCAUCUGAGCCGUUCUGCUGGGAAGAUAAGGAGGAACACGAUGAUGCUGAAAAGUGCCAGAAAAUACAUCCUCUGCCCAAUGAAGCGAAGAGUUUGGAGAUAGCAAGGGAGGAUCGUUCAAUCGGAGUUGUGACAUCCAAGCUUUAUUGGGACUAUUUCAGAAGUGGAGCACAUCCUUUGAUGCUAACUGGAAUGGUUGGUUUAAGUCUCAUUACUCAAGGUAAACUUAUUGUUAGACUGAGCUACAAACCUUGGGUCAGACCUUUUUUCUAUAUUUCUUUUCUUCUAUUCUUUUAUUCUGUUUCGUGCAAAUCACUUCAUAAUGGCUAUGCUUUUAACCAAGAAUAAACGUUCUUUUUAGAUUAGUAGGUAGCGUUAAGAGACACUGCACAAACUUCUGACCAUGUUCUCGAUAUCUCACUUGCUCGUACAAGCGCGAGGCAAGCGCGAGUGAAUGGCGAGUUACGUGCGAAAGGAAGACCUGGUGUUUUUCUUCUCGCGUUUGCCUUACACUUGCCUCCACUCGCAUGAAAAGGUCGAAAAACCACUCGCUCCACAAACUAACUUUCUGAGACCAAAAGCAGCUUUUUAAUAAUAUUUAUGUGUGACAUGGUUGACUGCCUCAUAUAUUCUGUGACGUUGUGGUGCUUGCAUAAACAUCCUCAAGACGUUAACGGUAGUAGGUAAUCCAGGCGAGUUGUGUCUAGGCGCAAUAAAUCUUACAAUGUUCAUCUGAGUGAUCAUACAAAAGUACAUUUCAACCACUGCAUUUUAAUGGUAUUUCUUUCAGCCAUCAUAGUUGCUCCAGACUUGUGGCUUUCGUUUCUUGCAAGGCUAAACCCAGAUGAUCAGAGUAACAAGACUUAUCUAUCUGUCUUCGCCUGUCUGGUUGGCGCGUGUUUUAUAUUUAAUAUCGUUCGGGCUUACGGAUUCUUCCAUGUUUGUCUGAAGUGCGCCGAGCAUCUUCACGAUAAAAUGGUUGUGGCCAUUUUACAAGCACCUGUCCUGUUCUUUGAUUCGAAUCCAGUGGGAAGAAUCCUAAAUCGUUUCUCCAAUGAUAUUGGCUGCGUAGAUGAGAUGUUACCCAAAACAUUCCUGGCGGCAAUGCAGAUGCUCUUGGUGAUAUUUGGCCAAAUUCUAGUAACAGUUUCUACAAAUGUUUGGCUGAUGUUUCUUGUUGUUCCAAUUUCCAUGUUGGUCGUUUUUCUAUCCAAUUAUUACUUGAAGACUGCCAGAGAACUAAAGAGGUUAGAGUCGAUAUCCCGAAGCCCAGUGUUCGCUCAUUUUUCGGAGACCCUGAUAGGACUGGACACGAUUCGUACGAGAGGAAGACAGACAGAUUUUGUGGAUGUACUCUACAGGUAUGUCAAAGACAUUGAUUCAGUUUGUGGUGUCAGAGCCGAUAAAUGCACAGGGCAAUAGUGACUCAUAGUCGCUCGUUUUCUGUGAGCUAUUUUUUUUAAAUUUGCCGGCAAUACGCGAAAUGGCAUCACGUGUCUUUUGUAAUCCUAUCCGGUACGUGCCGAGACACUGGUCAGCAAGUGGACCUUUCGGUACGAGGCACGGUGGCGAAACGAAGCUAUCCGAAAGAGGCACGAGGGGCAUUAACAGUUGUGAGACUACAGUUAUUGCUCUGUGCGGUUUUCAUCCUACUGAUAGGGUUUUAACAGUCGCAUAAUAUGAACCGUCAAUCAACAAGAUCGCGUGACGUAGAAAUUUUACAAUAAGUCGAAACUAUGACAAAUGUAUGGAACUUAUAAGCGAUGUUAGUUUCUUUCUCUAAUUUUGUCACAGUUUUGAUCAAUUGGUAAGAGAACGUCAUGUCGUGCAAUUCUGCCUUUAAUAAUACUCGUGAUUAAAAAAGUCAGACUCCCGCCUCGCAGUCGUCCCCUUUUGUUAAUCACUCGUAUGAUUACUGGCCGAAUUGGACUCCACUCAGUCCUAUUACCAUUAUGAGUUUAAUUAACAGGAGAUACAGACGAGUGCCACUCGUCUUCUCCUUCUGAUUAAUGUUAUACUUAGCAUAUUAGAUGUAGUUGUGAUAGUGAACAAUUAAGAACUGGUCUGUUUUUGGCGAAUUUACUAUUUUUAAUGGAAAUGUAUCCAUAUCGUUAAGAAACUCAGCUCUAGCGGCUCUCACUUCAUCUGGACGAAUGGAGCAUACCUAAGAAUGAGAUGUGGUUACGGAAAUGAUCUUUCGGAUAUUUAGCAAGAAGCUUACGGAUGUUCCUUGGAGGGUAACAUCUUUUUGAGGGGCAGGGGUGUCGGGCGGAAUUUAUUGAAGGGUUCCGUUACAUUGUCAGGCCAAAGGAGACACUGGUCUCACUUCAGUGUACAGACCCGAUGUAAUCUCUCUGAGAUUUUUUUGGGGUGAUUGUCGUAACGAAAAUAUUAUUUUAUAAUAACAAGCCAAUCAAAACAAAAGAAAAGAUCACUAGUAGUGACAGAGGACUUAACUAAAAAACAAGGAAACGGCAUUGAACGCUGAGAAACGCGUUCGACCAACAGGCGGUUGGUUUUGCGCAAGUUUGACGGACCAAUCACCAAUCAAAGUAAUUACCAAGCUGUUACAACCCGGUUUAUUUUCGACAGUCAACUAAAAAAGAACUCCAUUAUCAAAACUUAUUGUGAUAAAAACUUGUCCCCUCAGAUAUCAAGAUGUUCAUAAUCAGGCGUAUGUUAUGGUGAUGGCCAGCGGUAGGUGGCUCGGUACACGUUUGGAUUGUCUCGCUUCCUUGUUAGUCGGUGCAUUUGCUGUGGCUGCCAUCUUGGUAUCUCAAGAUGCCGGUAAGCUCAAGAUUCUUAGUAACAUUUUUGAGUCUUUUUAUGUAAAGUAAGAAUCUAUAGAGUCGUGUAUUAACACAGCAUGAACAACUGAAUAAUAAACGAGUGGUUUCUAAACACGACAGAAACGUGAGAGUCAACUCGGGUGGCUUAAGUGCAGAGCAAACUUUCAAGUGUCUUCUAUGAUUCAAAACAGGAAACUUGUGCUGAUAACUCCUUUGCACCUACUUAGCUUGGAGUCAAAACAACGACGUAAAAAGAUGCCUUAUUUGGUACUUCCUAUUAAGUGACUGCCUGGACAAGGCUAGGUAACCUAGCCUUGUAAAGCUUUCGUUAUAUGUUUUGAGCUAUCGGGAAAAAACAGGUCCGGAAUUUAUAGACUUAAGUUCUAAUUUUCUUUUCAGCUUACGCUGGUCUCGCUCUUGUUUACGUCAUCCAAACUCUGAGCGCGACUCAAUACGCUGUUAGAAAAACGUCUGAAGUUGAAAACUACAUGACGUCAGUUGAGCGAGUUAUGACUUACACCCGACUCGAUCAGGAGCCUGGAUACGAAGAAGAACGAACACCGCCAAAAGACUGGCCUCGGAGAGGAAGUAUUGUGUUGAGAGAUGUAUCAUUGACGUACUAUCCGAGGGGACCUCAAGUGCUGAAGAACAUCAAUCUUAGCAUCAAAGGAGGAGCAAAGAUUGGAGUUGCCGGCCGUACGGGAGCUGGGAAGUCAUCUUUUGUAGCAGCUCUCAUGCGCAUGCCUGAUGCUGAUGGAGAGAUAGUCAUCGACGACGUUCCAAUUAAAGAGAUAGGCCUCCAACAAGCUCGACGAGGUAUCUCAGUUCUUGGCCAAAGUCCUGUUCUUUUUAGCGGAUCUUUGAGGAAAAAUCUCGAUAUUUUAGACAAGUUUCGAGACGCUGAAUUAUGGCAGGCUUUAGAGGAUGUGCAACUGAAAGAUUUUGUCGGGAGGCUUGAGGCCAAGCUGGAUCACGAACUGCUGGAGCAUGGUGCUAAUGUCAGUGUUGGAGAGCGGCAGUUAAUUUGCUUGGCUCGUGUGCUGCUACAGCGAAGUAAAAUCGUCGUCUUGGACGAGCCAACUGCGCAUGUUGACCCAGACACAGAGCAGACGAUUUGGAAUGUAGUGCGGGAUAAACUGAAGGAGUCCACUGUCAUCACUAUAGCUCACCGUUUGAACACGAUAAAAGACUGCGAGAAGAUUUUGGUCUUGAAAGAUGGAAAAGUUAAAGGGUUUGACAAUUUUGACUCAAUAAUGAACAUUAAGUGA